Molecule: messenger RNA, 2661 nt
Organism: Plasmodium malariae
Lineage: Eukaryota; Apicomplexa; Aconoidasida; Haemosporida; Plasmodiidae
Product: translation initiation factor SUI1, putative
Exons: 2
Coding region: 1-2661 (886 amino acids)
Biological process (GO): formation of translation preinitiation complex; translational initiation
Molecular function (GO): translation initiation factor activity
Source: RefSeq, a predicted model, not a curated record
AUGUUCAAAAAUAAUAUAACGCUCGGAAACAAAAACUUCCUUGGUAACAAAGAUAGGAAAAAGCUAGCUAUAAAUAUAAAGAACACAUUUAACAUUGAAAAAGAUGAAAUAGUAGAUGAAAUUUUGGACAAAGAGGACACAAGUGUCUGCAAAGUACAGAAGAGUAAAAUAAUUGUAUAUAUAUCCAAAAACAUUCCAGUAUUAUUUUGUGAGAAUAAUGUUAUAUUUCCAACUGUUUAUACACUCUGGAAAUUUCCACAAAUAAUACCUUGCUUUGUCAUAUAUCCACCAGCAUCCGAAUUUUUAUUAAGAGGAGCUGAUUUAAUGAUACCUGGUAUAUGCAAAGAUGUUGAUGAUUUAGAAAAACUUAAAGUUGGGAAUGUAUGGGGCGUAAGAGUUUUUAACAAUCCGCAUAUUUUUGCUGUUGGACAAUGUUGUAUUGAUUAUAACAAUAAUAAAAAAUUUUAUAAUUUAAAAGGAAAAUGCUUAAAACUAGCACAUAUAUAUAAUGACAAAUUGUGGAAUAUAGGUCCACAAAGUAUACCUCAUAGCAGUUUUAAAAAUAAAAUAAUUGACUCCAUUGAAGAGUUGGUAGACAACCUGGACGAUUUUAAAAUAUAUAAUGAAAAUAAAGGAGGGAAAAAAAAUACUUCCCGUAGUAGUGAUGAAGCGGAAGGAGUAGAAGAAGGGGAAGGGAUAGAAGUAGAGGAGGAUGUAGAAGAGCAAAAAACAAAAAAAAAAAAAAAAAAAGUCGAUUUUGGCUUUUUCAGUGACGAGGAUGAUGAAGAGGUAGGGAAUGAUCUUUCUCUCACAUAUAAUGAUAAAAAUAAUAUAAAUGGAAAAAAAGAAAACGAAACAAAAUUAAAAAGUAUGCCAAAUGAAAAGCAUUUAGUAAAUUUUUAUAAACAUUUCAAUACAAUAAUGAAGAAAAGGAAUCAAAUAAAAAAUGGAUCAUCUGAGUUAAAAUGUAGCAACGCUAGUACUAGUACCAUUGAUGAUAGUAGUGCAUGGAAUAAGAGCAAAAUAAACGAAGGAGUAUCAAAAAAUAAAGACACAACUGAUCGCCUAUCGGAUGAUUAUCAGAGUAAGAAAAAAGAGUGCAAUGUCGAUUUGGAUGCUAUGGAAAAAGUUUUAGGUUUGAAUGAUUCUGAUAAUGCGAACAAAGAAAACUCGGUUAAACGAAAUGGAAACAAUAGUCACCUACCAGUUCAGCAGAAAAAGGAUAACACAAAAAAUAGUUUGACAACCAUGGACAUUAAUGAGUUCGACCAAGUGUAUGAUAAUGAGCAGGAGAUGUUUUCAGAAAUGGAAAGCUCGAGAAAACCAAGUGGUAGUUUGGCAUACGAGCAACGCGACGAUAUGGACACAGUUAUUAUAAAUGAAGAACAAAGAGUGGAAAAUGUUCGAAAAAAAAAGGAAGCUGAAAGGGGCGAUAUAAUUGAUGAAAAGAAUAUACUUAACGGAUCAAGUAAUACAAAGGAGGAGGAAGUAAAACACAUGGGUGAUAAUAUAAGUAAUAAAAAUGGAACAACAAUUUUUGAACUGAACAAUGAACAACAAGAUGUGCUUCUAUUAUAUUCUCUUUUGGAAGCUUUACAUUCAAUUAGCGAUGAAAGCUUGCCCCUCGAAGUUUCUGGUAUAUACAGCAGGAUGACUAGAGAAAUCAUGUACAUUCUCAGAAACGAUACUGUGCUAGGGGAGUUACAAAAAUGCAAUGUACCUAAUGAAAUAAUAAAUAAAAUAAGAAAAAAAGAAAUAAACUUAGAAGUAGAUGUAAAGAAAUCAAGUCAUAAAAAGCUAAUUAAAUUUAUUCAGUAUUGCUCUAAAACUAAAUUGAUAAAAAUUAAAGAAAAUAGAAAUGUUGUAUCGAUAGUAGAAAUAUGUAAAAGAAAUCCAUUAUAUGCAUCGUACAAAUGUAUGUCGUUGAGUGAUAAAAAAAAAUAUGCAAGUGAGGGGCAAAGUAAGAGUGAAAAUCAGGAUCCAAAUGAUAGUCAAGUUCAGGGGCAGAAUAGCAAAACGGAUACAAAUACACCAGUUAAUAACAAAUGCGCGCAAAUACUAGAAUACUAUAUGCCCUCGUCCAAAACGUUGAACAUAUUCAAAUGUGUAGAUAGUAAGACAGAAAAGAACUCAUAUUUUAAUAUUAGUCAAUUAAGAGAUGUAUUUAAAUCAUAUAUAAAAUUACAAAAUUUACAGAAGGAUGAUGAUAUGUCUUUUAUAAAAAUAAAUGAACAGUUACAAUCUUUUUUAUGUGUCGAAAAUAUUUCAAAUAAUAUAUUACCAUAUGAUGUUAUUAUGAACCAAUUCAUUUCUGCUCAACAGCCAUGUUAUGCUGUAAUUAAACCAUAUACUAAUUUUGAUGCUGAUUCUGUUAAUAUAAUAAAAGGAGUUUGUCCCUCCAUUCACAUUUAUGCAGUUGCAAGAAUGAAAGGUAAAAAAUAUGUAACCCAUAUAACCAAUUUAUAUUUAUUCCAUUUAGAUCUUACUAAAUUUUCUGAUCAAGUACAGAAACAGUUAGCCUGUUCAUGCUCUACAGUUAUCUCCCCCUCAACAAAAAAAGAAGAAAUUCUAGUUCAAGGGAACGUAGUCAAUCAGAUAUACAACAUUUUGAUUAGCAACUACAGUUUUCCCAAGAAGUACAUAGUGCUUAACGCAAAAUAG